CCAACGUAACAUUGUCACUUGAAUUCAAAGGCAAUCAUGGUAAGAAUGCCAGCAAGAACCAAACAGCAAAAAUGAUUGAAGUUCUCUGCAAUGAUCGACUUGGCAAGAAAGUGCGUGUGAAAUGCAUGCCUGACGAUACGAUAGGUGACUUUAAAAAGCUUGUUGCUGCUCAAACUGGUACAGACCCAAGGAGAAUUGUGUUGAGAAAAUGGCACAGCACUUACAAGGACAACAUCACUUUAGCCGACUAUGAAAUUCAUGAUGGAAUGAGCUUGGAGCUAUAUUAUUCUUAAAGAAGUUACCUUGUUGCUGCUGCAUGGGUAGAAUUUGUGAGUUAUUUACAUUAAGUUCCUUAGCUAUAUAGAAAUUCAUUUGUUUUGAAUCCCAGGAUUUUCGUUUAUGGUUUGUUGUUCAAGUCGUUUCACAGGUCGUUGUUUGAAUAGUGAAUUUGGUACAAAUAGGUCUAUCACUGAGUAAACUGGUUGUUGAAAAAUCAUCAUGAACUCAUCGUGUCUGGCCCAAGAAUGCCUUUGUUUCUUUUUCUUCUGGGUUGAAUGCCAAAUCUCAGAGUUUGGCAUGCGAUUUUCCAUAUGGUAUGUACAAAUAAAAGGAUUCUAUAAUUGCAAAUGAUAGUGUUUUUUUGUUUUCCAUUGUUCCUUGAUGGUCAUUGAAUCUUAUAGUCAAAUAUUGAUUUUUAAAAUAUGCUAUGACUUGUAAAAAUACCCAAGAUUUUUGCCUAGUAUAACAACAUUAUUUCGAUUUCUAAAUAAAUUACAAUAAACCUAAAAAAUAUAUAACCAGAGAAGCUCCCUGACAUUGAUUUGCAUCGUUAUUCUUUUUAUUUUGUAAU
Messenger RNA from Schizosaccharomyces octosporus yFS286, 850 nucleotides. RefSeq names its product ubiquitin-like protein modifier Hub1. Lineage: Eukaryota; Fungi; Ascomycota; Schizosaccharomycetes; Schizosaccharomycetales; Schizosaccharomycetaceae. Gene Ontology annotation, biological process: protein modification process; mRNA splicing, via spliceosome. The record is from RefSeq and is a predicted model, not a curated record. Gene Ontology annotation, molecular function: protein tag activity; protein binding. Bases 72 to 293 code for a protein of 73 amino acids. Gene Ontology annotation, cellular component: nucleus; cytoplasm. The transcript has 3 exons.